Messenger RNA from Gossypium arboreum, 2240 nucleotides. Its product is annotated as uridine kinase-like protein 3. Bases 209 to 1648 code for a protein of 479 amino acids. Gene Ontology annotation, molecular function: ATP binding; kinase activity. NCBI's taxonomy places the organism in Eukaryota, Viridiplantae, Streptophyta, Magnoliopsida, Malvales, Malvaceae. The transcript has 15 exons. Gene Ontology annotation, cellular component: cytoplasm. The record is from RefSeq and is a predicted model, not a curated record.
UGAUAUAUGAUACAAGAGUAAAAUACAUCCCAAAUAAAAUCCUAUUUUGCCUUUCGUUUAGAAAAUAGAUCUUUGGGUCUUAAAUUCUUAAAUAUAAUAAACUCAAUAAAAACCUCGAAAUCAAUCAAUCAAUCCUGUCCGUAUCGCCCACCUCUCUCCUUCUCUGGUUUAUCAUUCAUUAAAUCAGUUUUAUUUGUAGGUCAAGCAUAUGGAUUCUAAAUCAGUUGAGGAUAUGAUAGAGGGCUCGUCAGGGUUCCAUUUUUCUGGGUUCCAUAUGGAUGGUUCGAAGUUAAACAAUAUUGAGAAGCCUACAACCACAUUGGCUAUUGAAAAUGUGCAUAAGCAGCCUUUUAUUAUUGGAGUUGCUGGGGGAGCAGCAUCUGGUAAGACUACAGUCUGCGAUAUGAUUAUUCAGCAACUUCAUGAUCAGCGUGUAGUAUUAGUUAAUCAGGAUUCCUUUUAUCACAAACUCACUGAAGAGGAACUUGCAACAGUUCAUGAAUACAACUUUGACCAUCCUGAUUCAUUUGAUACAGAGAAAUUAUUAGAUUCUAUGGAGAACUUGAGGCAUGGUCAAGCCGUAGAUAUUCCUAAUUAUGAUUUCAAGAGUUAUAAGAACAGUGUUUUUCCGGCAAGAAGGGUUAAUCCUUCGGAUGUUAUAAUCUUGGAAGGGAUACUCAUUUUUCAUGACCCUCGUGUCCGAGAGUUGAUGAACAUGAAAAUAUUUGUUGAUACAGAUGCUGAUGUACGAUUGGCAAGAAGAAUAAGGCGUGACACCGUUGAGAAGGGCAGAGAUAUUGGUGUUGUCCUUGAUCAGUAUUCAAAAUUUGUGAAGUCCGCUUUCGAUGACUUUAUACUUCCAACAAAGAAGUAUGCAGAUAUUAUCAUUCCCCGCGGAGGGGACAAUCAUGUAGCAAUUGAUUUGAUUGUGCAACAUAUUAGGACAAAGCUUGGCCAGCAUGAUCUCUGUAAAAUCUACCCAAACCUAUAUGUCAUUCAAUCAACUUUUCAGAUACGAGGCAUGCAUACCCUCAUUCGUGACUCUCAAACAACGAAACAUGACUUUGUUUUUUAUGCUGAUAGGUUGAUUCGUCUGGUUGUUGAACAUGGGCUGGGACAUCUGCCAUUUACAGAAAAGCAGGUGAUCACUCCAACUGGGUCUGUAUAUACUGGUGUGGAUUUCUGUAAGAGGUUAUGCGGUGUAUCAAUUAUUAGAAGUGGUGAGAGUAUGGAGAAUGCUUUGCGAGCAUGUUGCAAAGGGAUCAAGAUUGGCAAGAUUCUUAUUCAUAGGGAAGGUGAGGACAACGGUCAGCAGCUUAUUUAUGAAAAAUUACCACAAGACAUCUCAGAAAGGCAUGUGCUGCUACUGGAUCCUAUUCUCGGCACGGGCAAUACAGCUGUCAAAGCUAUUUCAUUACUUAUAAGAAAGGGUGUACCGGAAUCCAACAUCAUAUUUCUCAAUCUCAUAUCCGCACCUCAGGGUGUACAUGUGGUGUGCAAAAGCUUCCCAAGAGUAAAGAUUGUGACAUCUGAGAUUGAUAUUGGUUUAAACAAAGAAUUCCGUGUUAUCCCUGGUAUGGGUGAGUUCGGGGACCGAUAUUUUGGAACGGAUGAUGAUGACCUACAAGUGGUGCCCCCUUCUCAAUAGUCUAAUUCAAAGUCUUCCCCCUGGCGAAACUACUGUGAGCCGGAGAAUUCAACUGAGCAUGCUUUAGUACAUUUUGCGCUUCGCCUAAUCAUUUUUGAAACAGUUUUGACUUAAAUCAGACCUAGAGUCCCAUGGUUGAUUUCUUUUUUUGUCAUUGUUACUCAAACUUGGGUGGGAUGUGCCGGACAUGGAGAUGUUCAAUUCUUUUACAGUUUUUCCAAGCAUGGGAGAGUCAUAUCCUUAUAUCCAAGUUUGAAUACAUGUCAGAAAUAGGCGUCAGAUAUAAGUAGUACAAAAGAAAAAAAAAUUGAAGUGUCGGAACAAUAGAGUUGCCAUUUACGUAUCUUUAACAUCUGUUGAGAUAAUGCUUGAAAAUGAGUCUUAAAAUACCAGAAAGUUGGAAAGAGCUGACCUAGUAAAACCCUCACAUAGAAAACUACUUGCUUUUAUCUUUUCCAUCGUACUAGGGGGAGUGGCUGAAGGAGGUCCCAACUUAAUAAAUGAUUCAGCAGCCUCCCCAAUAUGUUGUGUAUUUAUAAACCACAAAUUUUCACUUCGAUAUAAUGAAAUUUCAUUUUAGAUUUUGAGGUUA